AAGCACAGCUAGAGAACGGGAGAUACUCUGUGUCCAUAAUUGGAUGCCGCUGACUUGGGGAAAAGGUUUUCUGGUCACAUGAUGGUUGAGAAUAUUAGAUGUAACUCCAUGAGUGCUCGAACUCCACCGCUGUCGGGCUAACACUGGAUCUGGACUGUUUUGGGAUUGGAACGUACGGUUUCAGCACUACACCUAGGUUGGACAGCGUUCCUGCAGGAUUUGGUUUUUGCAUUAUAGCCGAGUGCCGACUGACAGAAGUGAUCGCAAUUCUCCAGUGUUCAAAUGAACUGUAGCUGUAUGUUGUAAAUGCAGCAGGCUAUUGACAAGCAUUUAAAUAUUCAUGGGUAUAGAUAUUUUUGAGUAUUUCGUCUUGAUCUGGUUGACUAACCGACACAAUGGCCCUUGAGAGGACGGACAACAGCUCAAUUUUUUUUGCAGGAGGGAUCCAACUACUUCAACGUCAGGACACGACCAUCAUCUUACCCGCGGUCCUUACAGCUAUCUCCGGAAUCGGUGUUCCCGGGAAUCUCAUUCUUCUGGUCGUUCUAGUGUAUGGACUGAGGACUGGGACUGUCUCUGAGGCCAGAACAUUAUUGGCCAGCUUAUGCGUAACGGACUUGUUGAUUCUGUCCGUGUGCGUGCCGGUGCGCGUAAUUACCUACCACACGCGCACAUGGAUGCUUGGGGACCUUGCCUGCAAGACAACAGAAUGGUUUCAGCAUGGGUGCCUCGCGGCUAAAAACUUCACUCUUGCCGCAACCAGCAUUGCUCGUGACCAUCCUCCACUAUGUCAAGUACAGGGCGCCAAGUACAGGGCGAGGAGAGCACUUUGGACGAUGGUGUUCUCUUGGAUUGUGGCGCUUGUCUUCCCAAUACCGGAACUUAUGUUUUCCAAGAUGCAGGCUCGCGGGGAUUCGUGUUUGUGCGUGUGUGAGAUCCCCCGAAAAUAUCUCGGGUUUAUAUCCCUGUUUAGCAAGGUGUUUUCAGUCGCUGCCUGUGCUAUUCCUAUCUUAAUCGCUUUUAUCAGCUACACGAGAACCAUCUUCCACACAAAGUCGCAGACGGCCACUGUGGCUUCAAGCCCUGCUCAACACCAAGCCCGGAGGCGCGCGCUGAUGCUCUUGAGCCUCACGGUGGCGCACACGCUCCUGGUGUUGCCUCAGUGGGUGUUCUGGGCAUGGGCUCGACACAACCCACGCGUCAACUUCCAACCUCCCGCGAACCUCCUCAUCAUCGCUCAGGUGUGCGUGUACCUCAGCAGCGCGUGGUCUCCCGCCAUUCUCCUCACUGCGCAUGGGUCGCUCAGAGAAGACCUGUCUCGAGUAUGUAGGUCCGUCUCCUGCCAGGAUUCAAAAUCGGAAUCUGACGAGCCACAAGAACUGGGUGGGAACGAGCAAGGCACACGCAUGAUACUGAUCAACCUUCCUGCUGACUCGAGAUGCGCGUCCUUGCCACCCGAAUUGCAAAGUGUGCGCACGGACGAAUUCGGUCGUCUUCUGCCCGACCUCCAGCAGUUUUGGACUGGGCGCCAGAGCACAUUGGUGUUGCAGGAGCAUGACCCACUGCCAUGGGAACGGUUUGGAGAAAGCACAGCCAACUUAUGAGUCGCAUUAAUGCUACUUUUAAGGAAAUGAUAAUAAUCAGAGUUUAGCUGAAGUCUCUCCACUAAGUUUUCUAUGAACGUUUUGGGCAGUAUUGAGGCUGUGCGCCAUUACAGUUUACAUCACUGCUUGACACCCCACUACUUAUAACACCCUCUAACCAUCUCAUCAGUAUGGGGUCCUCACCCAUUAUGCUUCACAGUUCUUUACAGUCUUCUCACUCAUUUGGGAAAAUAUGUAUUAUUAACUGCCACUAUAUGUUUGUGCCAUGCUUUGUAUGAAAUGAGUAUUGAGUAAAUAUUUGAGAUUACAUUGUUAUUAUCCAAUAGUAACAUUUCACCGCUGAAAUUUGCAGUUUGUUGGCUAUAUGUUUCAACUUUAAACCCAACUGUAUGAAAAAGCGGGUAAAAUAUGUUUAGUCUAUAACAAAUGUGUAAAAAAUAUGAGGUUUGUCAGGGUAUCUUCAAUCCCCCAUCACCAUAACCACCAACCCCCAAGUUCAGUAUUGAAUGAACUAGUAUAGAACUAGUGUAGAAUGAACUGAAAACUUUCCACAGAUUAAGAAUUCUAUAAUGUCACUAGGGAUGUAACGAUUACCGGUAUAAUAAUAAACAGCGAUAAAAAUGUUGACGAUAACAAUUACCGUUUUCAUUUCAAAUAUCAUGAUUAUCACGGUUGAUUACCGCGGUGUGGAAACCGUGUGUUUAAUCCUUUCCAGCUUCAUCCAAGCCUGCUUUUGACAUACAGUAGGCCUGGGACAAUGAAACAAAACUGGUACCCUACUGAUUCUGUUGUUUAAUUUAUGGUUUUAACUAUGAUUCGGAUUAGGCUACACCUGAUUGUAAAAGGCAGAACUUUUCCACCGCAAAAUGUGCACUGUAUCAUGUAGCCACUCUGUCUUUUUAUGUUCUCGUCCACAUUAAAUCCUUUCCACUCACGUUAUCAGGAGAAUACAAAGUUUGAUUUUAACGCUCACUUUGGUCUCACUCAUUGCAUCCAAAUAACAGAAAUAGCAAACUCCAAGUUAUGGUAGGGUAAGUUACGCUAUAAGC
This is a messenger RNA of Alosa alosa (allis shad), 2653 nucleotides long. Its product is annotated as G-protein coupled receptor 151. Gene Ontology annotation, molecular function: G protein-coupled receptor activity. Lineage: Eukaryota; Metazoa; Chordata; Actinopteri; Clupeiformes; Clupeidae. Gene Ontology annotation, cellular component: membrane. The coding region runs from base 396 to 1604 and encodes 402 amino acids. Gene Ontology annotation, biological process: G protein-coupled receptor signaling pathway. The transcript has a single exon. The record is from RefSeq and is a predicted model, not a curated record.